UCCGAGUAUCGACUCUCCAGUGUUAGUCUGUUAGAUCAGCAAAGCUAAUGAGUCAGUGAAACGUAGAAACCUAGUAGACAACGAAAACGCAGGAAACAACCGCAAAAAGAGAGAAUCCUUUUUCGGGGAGAGAAAGAGAGGGGAAUCUUCAUGGAGGAGUACGAGGACGUGUUGUUGAAGUCUCUCCAGAACGCCGGCGUUUCAAUCCCAAGCAACGUUUCGUCGAUCCAAGACUUCACGUCGGCAACCUUGGUCUCGAUCUGUGCUCAGUCUGUUAAUCUCCUCGAUGAAACAGCGUCACUGCCUUCAUCUUUUCCCGACUCCUUGGUCGAUAAAUUCAAGAUCUGUACGGAUAUCGCUUUAGCUAUUAAGCGACUCGGUUACAUUGGAGACAUGACAUACUAUAAGUUCCUGUACCCAUCUGAAGAGGACUUGUUUAAGUUGGUGAGGUUCUUGGUGGAGAGGCUUUCUGAAUCGUCUGUUGGUGUUAAAUUACCUGAUCUGAAGGAUGUAAAUAGCACAAGGAAAAUAAGAGUGGAGGGUUCUACUGAUAAUUCGGAGGACUGGAUGGAGAAAGCUGAUGACAGGGGCUUAGAUCAUCAGCAGGAAAAAUUGAAGAAUCUUAGUCUUCAUAAUAUAGGAUCAGAGUUGUCUGAUUCCAAUGUGGAAGAUACAUCCUUCAACAGGUUAUUGGCUGCGGAAGGGGAGUCAGAAAGAGUUGCAUUUCAGAAAGUGACUCCUGCUAAGGACCAGUCAUCCCAGAUGAGACAUGAGAGUGAAACAUUACAAAAUCAAGAAAAACUUCUCGUGAAGGAGGUGACUGCAAGGACUUCAGAAUUACAGAAACUUCAAGAAGAGUUAGAGAUGUUAAAGGAUGCAGCAGAAAUGGCAUUUGAUGAUCAACAUCCUAUUGAAUUUUAUGUUGAGCAGCUUAACAAGCAAGAUUCCAAAAGGUGUAAUAUUGUGGAAUUGGAGUCAAAAUGGGAUGCUUUCAGAAAGCCUCUGGAGGAGAAAAAGAGAAGCCUAGAGGAGUCUCUUUAUGCAGACAUACCAGAGGCUCAAGAGAAGCUACUCAAGUUGAGGGAAGUUGAGCUGGAGAAGCAGGCCAUCUUGUCCAAAGUUAGGAGGCUGGAGGAGGAACAUUCAAAACUUUGUGUGGAUUUUGGGAAGCAACCUAAACUGCCAACUAGAACAUCCUAUAUAGAGCGGAUAAAGGAGAUUACUAAAAACAGUCGAAAACAGGAUGCCGACAUAGAGCGGAUUUUAAAAGAAACCAGAGAGCUUCAGCUAGAAAGCAACUCUAUACGAGAAUGCCUUGAUAGAACAUAUGCUGUUCUGGAUGAAAUAGUAUUCAGGGAAGCAAAGAAAGACCCAGUAGGGCGCCAAGCGUACAGGCUUCUCACUAGCAUACACGAGUGCUUUGAACAAAUUUCUGAGAAAAUCCUCAUGACUGACAGAAUACGAAGAGAAAUGGCUGAAUGUGAAAAGAAGCUAUCAGCUAUGGCUUUCCGAAGCUUAAAUGUAGAUAAACUGCAAGCCGAUCUUGAUGCCAUAACAAAAGAAAACAAGUACCUUGAGCAACAACUUGGAGAUGAUUAAGGGCCAUAACUCAUUCUUGUGACUAUAAAAUGCCGGUUGUUGUUCCAUAGCAUAACUUGAUUGUAAUUUUUUCUGGGAAAUUUACAUUUACACGUAAAAUUCUUACGUUCACUUUAUCAAGUGAGAGCAAUGAAAUGUUGGUUUGCGGGCAA
This is a messenger RNA of Manihot esculenta (cassava), 1751 nucleotides long. RefSeq names its product coiled-coil domain-containing protein 22. The record is from RefSeq and is a predicted model, not a curated record. NCBI's taxonomy places the organism in Eukaryota, Viridiplantae, Streptophyta, Magnoliopsida, Malpighiales, Euphorbiaceae. Gene Ontology annotation, biological process: positive regulation of ubiquitin-dependent protein catabolic process. The transcript is spliced from 6 exons. Gene Ontology annotation, molecular function: cullin family protein binding. The coding region runs from base 151 to 1599 and encodes 482 amino acids.